Molecule: messenger RNA, 3607 nt
Organism: Oncorhynchus tshawytscha (Chinook salmon)
Lineage: Eukaryota; Metazoa; Chordata; Actinopteri; Salmoniformes; Salmonidae
Gene: htr7c
Product: 5-hydroxytryptamine (serotonin) receptor 7c
Exons: 2
Coding region: 481-1680 (399 amino acids)
Biological process (GO): smooth muscle contraction; G protein-coupled receptor signaling pathway, coupled to cyclic nucleotide second messenger; vasoconstriction
Cellular component (GO): dendrite; plasma membrane
Molecular function (GO): G protein-coupled serotonin receptor activity; neurotransmitter receptor activity
Source: RefSeq, a predicted model, not a curated record
CUAUUCAAUUAACUUGCGUCGUAGCCUGUGUUUGUGAACUCAUUUUCUGUUGUGAGCGUUCGCAGACGGAGCUAAACCACUCGUGAGGAAAUUCACAUCUGUCAGCGAAACGAAACAAACCACACAGGGAAACAAGCGCGUCGUGCAAACAACUUUUUAAGAAUUGCUUAACAUUUCAAGUGAUUUGUGACGUUUUAGGGAUUUUUCUCUGAAGAAAACGCGGUGCUGUCCAUAGAAUGCAUUAUUGUUUUUCGCCUCUUAUUUUUGGAGAGGUGCGAAUCACUAUUUUGGGCAGGUGAAAGCUCUGACUGUGCAUGGCUUUGAUGAGCGGGCUUAUGUUUCUCAGUACUGGCUGUCUUUUUAUAUAAGAAAAUAGGUACUGGAUCCAAGACCAGAGACAAACUAAUCAAGUAUGCGCUUAACUGGAGUAGCCUACACAGGCGAGGUGUCCCUUGGAUCACCGCCGGGAUUACUGUCGUAAUGUUCAAUACUUCGGACGUCGAUCACACUUUCAAUAAGAGAGAGGAUGUUUCCGAAGUUAUCAAUGGCACUCUCGAGCUUGUCUACAACGUCACCGCUGAUCCUACAGUCAUGUGGAACGAUACGUGCGGGGAGACACUACUUGAUUUCGGCAGUGGAGAGAAGAUAAUUAUCGGAGUGAUGUUGGCUAUCAUCACAGCAGUCACUGUGAUGGGAAACACAUUGGUUGUCAUAGCGGUUUGCGUGGUGAAAAAACUAAGACAACCAUCAAACUAUCUUCUUGUGUCUCUGGCCGUGGCAGAUCUCUCCGUGGCAAUAGUUGUAAUGCCGUUUGUUAUAGUGACCGACCUAACUGGAGGCAAGUGGCUUUUUGGGGAGGUGUUUUGCAACAUCUUCAUUGGUAUGGAUGUAAUGUGCUGCACAGCCUCCAUCAUGACCCUGUGCGUGAUCAGCGUUGACAGGUAUCUGGGAAUCACCCGGCCCCUCACAUACCCAGCCAGGCAGAACGGUCAGCUGAUGGCCAAGAUGAUCCUGGGGGUGUGGUUGGUGUCCGCCUCCAUCACCCUGCCCCCCUUCUGUGGCUGGGCCAAGAAUGUCCACACGGGCGGCGUGUGCCUCAUCAGCCAGGACUUUGGCUAUACCAUCUACUCCACGGCAGUGGCCUUCUACAUCCCCAUGCUCGUCAUGCUCUUUAUGUACUACAAGAUCUUCAGGGCCGCCCGCAAGAGCGGUCUGAAGCACCGCUUCACCGACUUUGCCCGGCGGGAGCGGCUGGAGACAGUGGCCAGUGAGGCGCUGAGGAUGCAGGGCCUGAAGCCGCAAGGUGUGGCCGAGGAGUGUGCGGCGCUAUCCCGUCUGCUGUCCCGUGAGCGCCGCAACAUCUCCAUCUUCAAAAGGGAGCAGAAGGCAGCCACUACGCUGGGGGUGAUCGUCGGUGUGUUCUCUGUCUGCUGGCUGCCCUUCUUCAUCCUGUCCACAGCUAGGCCCUUCAUCUGCGGGGUGGAGUGCAGCUGCGUGCCCAUCUGGCUGGAAAGGUUCCUCCUCUGGCUGGGUUAUGCCAACUCCCUCAUGAACCCCUUCAUCUAUGCCUUCUUCAACCGGGAUCUGCGCUCCACAUACAAGGACCUGCUACGAUGCCGCUACCGCAACAUCAACCGACGCCUGUCCGCCGUGGGCGUGCAUGAGGCCCUCAAGGUGUAGGAGGAAGAGGACAAGGAUGAUGAGGAGGAGAGUUUGGGGCCCCAGAAGCGUCCAAGGAAUUUUAAAUGCCGUCCUUAUUGCAAAAACUACUGGGAAGUGCAGUUUCUGUGGUUGUAUAAUGGAAGCUUAGAGGGAUGACCUGUGACCUGGCAGUAGUAUUGUAGAUAAAGACAGAUAAAGACAGAGGCUGACUGUUACUUCCUCUCUAACCCACUGCAGAGGCACAGAGAUAAGGCCAUUCCUUAGGUCUGUGUCUGUGUGACUCGCUCAGUCAUUCUAUUUUGGGACCCAAAACCAUGGACCGUAUUUGACGGGCUAUUCAAGUUGACACUGGCUUUGUGCAUAUGCUACACAGUCCUGACUUCAUAUUCAUGUCUGGUGGAUGGUGCAUUGACUGGGGAAAUGACAUGCGGACCCAGGCGAUAAUUCUGGGUCAUUCAAAGCAUGGGCUGCGAAUAGAUUUCUGCAAUAAUUCUGGGUCAUUCAAAGCAUGGGCUGCGAAUAGAUUUCUGCAUGAUGAUAUUUGCCAAAUUGAUGCUUGAGCAAGUGGGUGCCAGUGGCUAUUGAUUUAAACCAAUGAAGGUCACGGAAUCGGUAUCUACAUAACUGUUUCCAGUUCAUCUUGUCUGUGGUACAGUAGGUGAUGAUGGUGAACAAUUGAAAAUGGUCUGUAUAGGUAUAUGUGAAUCUAUUACUUUGUGGAGGCAGUUAAGUGUUUUCUGUUUACCAACAAAAACACUGCAGAACAGAGGGGUAUACUACAAAGCAGGAUCAAGGAGCCUGAAUAUUCUGAAAAUGUUGAACGUUUUCAGAAAGAUUAUCUUGAAAUUGCCAUUGUCUCAUUGACUCAACAACCAAAAACACAUACAUGUAUCUAUGUUUAGCUUUUUUAAUGAACCAGAAAAUCAUCUGUUAUUUGUCGUUGUUUAUCAAAGUUAGCUGGCUAACUCACUGAAUCUGCUUUGUAGUAUACACCUCAGAAGGCACCUUUUGCGUUGUCAUUUUAUUUCCAGACAUGCCUUUGACUGUCAGUUUCUCCAUUCAAUCAUUGAAUAGAAUACAUUGAUCUCUGCUGGCCAACAUCACUUAGCUAUUAAAGAGUUAACUACAAAGUCAACCCAAGUGACACACACAGAUACAAGGGACACACACACAGACCCAAGGGACACACACACACAGACCCAAGGGACACACACACAGUACAUGGCAAAGAUAGUAUAUUACUUUUGAAUAUAAAUCGUAAUGCAAAUGAAAGCCAACAAACAAAAGUUAAUCUUUCAAUGUUACCACAAAGCACCUGAGGGUAGCAAAUAUGACAAGCCUGUGAUUUGAAGUGAUUUAAUGGGUAAGAGAAAAAAGAGAUGGUACAACAAGUAGGCCUAAUGGUUAGCGCCUGAGAAUGUACUGUAACUAGAAACAAAUUAUCUCUGAGAAUGUACUGUAACUAGAAACAUAUUAUCUCUGAGAAAUGCCCAUUUACAAAAUCCACAGGAACCCUCACUAUUUCAGAAAACAAAACUCUUCAUUUGGCAUUCAUUGUUCAGUGGAGUCUGCAUUGAAACUUGCAUCUGUCUAACAUGCUAUGCAUUAUCCAUGGAGGAACAGAAUGUUGUGCAUAGUAAAUCUGACAUACAGUACAUAUGUAGGAUCUUAAAACCUUUUACUGCAGUGGACUAAAACAGGGUCACACAGAGUGUUUCUUGGUAGUCUUAAACAAAUCUACUUUGAAACAAAAGUAUACACCUCACACACAUGGUUAUGGGCUUAAAAAAGAAGACACCUGUACCAUGUCAGAUAUAGAUCAUGUUUUAAAUGUACACUUUAUAACAUCACAGAAGACUGAAAUAUAACAAAAGCUUUGACAUAGAAACACACGUCGUUUAAAAAAAAAGAUGUUUCUUAAUUAUGAAAUUAUGAAAACUAUGAA